This is a messenger RNA of Myxocyprinus asiaticus (Chinese sucker), 2241 nucleotides long. Its product is annotated as serine/arginine repetitive matrix protein 4-like. Lineage: Eukaryota; Metazoa; Chordata; Actinopteri; Cypriniformes; Catostomidae. Gene Ontology annotation, molecular function: mRNA binding. Gene Ontology annotation, biological process: regulation of RNA splicing; neuron maturation; mRNA processing. The record is from RefSeq and is a predicted model, not a curated record. Bases 517 to 2241 code for a protein of 574 amino acids. Gene Ontology annotation, cellular component: nucleus. The transcript is spliced from 13 exons.
UCACCGAAGCUUGCGUACUUCAUUUCAACGCUCUGUUCUUCUUUUUCCUCUAUCAAAUCGCCUGGAGUUUAAUUGAUAUCGUGACUUGCACAAAGGAUGGUUUUGGGUCGCGAGCUCCGACACUCAAAUUGAACUAAAGGCGGGAGGCGCGAGCGCUGAGGGGAAUGAAGCGCGAGAGGGGAAGCCGAGACAAUAAAUAGAAGCUGCCGCUUAACGGUAGCCGUAGCGUCCGUCAUGGAACUGAGGGGGAAACGUAAGUAGACGUUUAAAACGGACUCUCAGACGAAUUUAAAACGCUCAAAACGGACUCUCAAAACUAGUAAAACACAACGAAAAUAAGCUCUCUCCUCUCAAACAAACGGUUGGUUUCAGAACUUGGACAGCUCCCUGGUGCUGCCGCCUAAACAGUACCAACUCUGUGAGGCUUCAUCGAAACUCCAGCACAGAACCGUGUUUCCGAGACUUCGGUUUGGUGCCAGGUCUUUUCGGUAUUCUUCCUCCGAAAAUCGUGGCGCCAUGGCUGGUGCACUUCAGGGAGAGAAGCAGCUUUUUGAGAAGUUCUGGAAGGGCACGUUCAAAGCCGUGGCCAUGCCGCGACCCGAGAGCGUCAUCGUGGCCAGCAUAACCGCACGGAGAGCCGUGUCAAAGCUGGAGACAGCAGUUACCCUAGCACCUAAAGACGACAAAGAGAAAGUGGAAACUAAAGAUACAGUUGCAAAAACUCAUGAGAAAAACAGACACAUCAAACACAGAGGACGCAAACAUCGUAGCCACCACCGAGCUCGCAGUGUGUCUUUUGAUGCUGAUCUUUCCCCUCGGCUGGUGUAUAAAGCGAAGAAAAAGAAGAAGAAGUCAGAAAGGAAGAGGAGGAGACAAAGAACUCCCUCCUGCAGUCCAUCACAUGUGAGGAAGAAAAAGAAGAAGAAGAGCUCAAAGAAAAGCAAGCGACAUAGGUUUGCCUCAAGGAAGGGGAGACACAGUGGCUCGAGUCCCAGGCAUAAAAGAAAGGAGGACAAAAAACACAAAAAAAGGUCAAGGAGCCACUCUCGUCGUAAACACAGACACCGGAAAGUAAAAAUGAGAAGUUCCCCCUGCAUGGAAAACAGAUAUGAAGAUUGUGAAAAAGCUGGCUUCCACGAUGGUGGGCAUUCAUCAGCUGAUCACAGAGGCGAUGCAUGCAGUUCGGCAAUCAAGCUGACCAAUCAAAUCUCCUCUAAGUGCUGCUGCCGCCUCUCUGAAAGCACUGUCUCACCAUCACGUCCUUGGGUUGAGAGUUUAAACAAAAUGGUGAUCGUCCAGGACUCACUGUCCAAUAAGGGCAAAGAACAUGCAGAUUACGAUUCGGGAAAUGACACGUCCUCUCCGCCCUCAAGUAAAACUGGCAUCACGAGGUCAAAGGUUGUUGGAAACAGAAAGGUAUCAUAUCAAGAGUUGACAUCUCCAGUGAAGCUCAGACUAGCCGAUGGGGACAAUGCCUCAGAUUCAGGCAAUUCACUAACCAGCUAUGACUCUCUGGGUAAACCGAUGCUGAGAGACAAUACUUUACACAGCUCUGUCUUCAACAAGCUCAAAGGUGAGGAAAUAGGAAGAUACUCUGAUUUUGAGAAGACACCUCUGGGUCUUGGCACUGAUAGGAAUCAGAGUCCUUCUUAUGAUAGAUAUCAAAAUCGAACAAGAUCCCGCAGCAGAAGCACAUCAUCCCAAAGCAGAUAUUCAGGGCGCUAUUGUAGAAGCCGAUCCCGGUCCUCAGGGAGGAGAUCGUAUUCCCGCUCAUCCAGUUACUCACUGGAUUCACGGAGAGACAGUCUGUCUAGUGCGAGCUGUUGCCACAGUCUAAAUUACUCACGGUGCACACCAGACAGGUUUCGGGAGCGAAAAAGAAACUGCCGUUCCUGUGAGAGUAAAAAGCACAACAGAAGAAGACCUUGUUCCCCAAUGAGAAAGAGAAGAAGAGAUUCACCCAGCCAUCUCGAAGCUCGUAGAAUAACAAGUGCCAGAAAGAGACCCAUCCCCUACUACCGUCCCAGCCCUUCUGUCAGCAGCCGAUCCUCCAGCCUCCUCUCCUGGCGCCUGUUUUCUCUCAGUCGCAGCCGUUCGUGCAGUCGAAGUAAAAGUCGCAGUCACACUUAUUCCUCAUACAGAAGCUACAGUCGCAGCUCAUCAUGGAACUCUUUAUAUAGCAGACGCAGUCAGAGCAGAAGCUAUGACUCUGUGGUGAGCUAUAGCAGAGCCCGUCGCUAA